Molecule: messenger RNA, 222 nt
Organism: Exophiala xenobiotica
Lineage: Eukaryota; Fungi; Ascomycota; Eurotiomycetes; Chaetothyriales; Herpotrichiellaceae
Exons: 1
Coding region: 1-222 (73 amino acids)
Source: RefSeq, a predicted model, not a curated record
AUGCUGCGCAUUUUGCAACACAGCUAUUCUGCUUGGUGGCAACACGAGGGCGUUUUGGAGAUACUGCAGUCGGCCAAGGCCAUAGCAGGCAAGGACUCCGAAGACGAGAUCGACGAUAUGAUGGACACUUCGACUUUCCGCAAUAACCCAGGCUCAGAGCGCACCAAGAAAGAGUUGCUGGAUGACGUGAGUCGCAAUCGGCUUUGGGGAUACCUCGACUAA